This is a messenger RNA of Aedes aegypti (yellow fever mosquito), 1507 nucleotides long. It is a transcript of the gene eIF2beta, whose product is annotated as eukaryotic translation initiation factor 2 subunit 2. Gene Ontology annotation, biological process: formation of cytoplasmic translation initiation complex; translational initiation; formation of translation preinitiation complex. Gene Ontology annotation, molecular function: translation initiation factor activity; translation initiation factor binding; mRNA binding. Gene Ontology annotation, cellular component: eukaryotic translation initiation factor 2 complex. NCBI's taxonomy places the organism in Eukaryota, Metazoa, Arthropoda, Insecta, Diptera, Culicidae. The record is from RefSeq and is a predicted model, not a curated record. The coding region runs from base 184 to 1209 and encodes 341 amino acids. The transcript is spliced from 4 exons.
CGCACUGAAAACGAAACUAGCACGGCGAGCAGCAAACGCACACGACUGUCAAAGAACGGUGAAGGUGGAAAACUUUUCUGAUGCAACAUCAUCAAAUUGGAGUUUUCUGCUAGAAAAAGUGCUUUUUGGUGCAAAAUCCCGGUGUAUUUUCGUGCAAUCUAGUGAAAAGUAUAUUCCACAAUCAUGUCUGAAGACGAUGCGAUUUUCGAUCCUUCGUUGAUGAAGAAAAAGAAGAAGAAGAAGACCCCCUUCGAUUUGGACGGUGGAAUGGCCACGGAGGAAGGCGGAGAUACAGAGGCCCCGGCCGGUGAAUCGGCGGCGGCCAGUGAAGGUGCGUCGGCGGCCGAUGCUGGAAAUGACCUGGAGGAUAAUUUGGAUCUGGACACAUUCGGUGGCAAGAAGAAAAAGAAAAAGAAGAAGCCCUUCAAUCUGGAUGACAUCGAUAGUGCCCUGGCGGGAGUGGACGCGGAAGGAGAGAAGGAAUCCAAGGGCGGAGACGAUGGCGAGGGUGGUGGUUUUGGGGGAGACGAUGGGCUGGACGAUGACAUGAAGAUCGAUUUCAGCAUGAAGAAGAAAAAGAAGAAGAAGAAGGAUCUGACCGAGCUGAUGGAGGCGGAAGAUGCCGCCAGGGAGGAGGAAAAGGAGAAUGGCCUUACGGAUAAUGACGGAAUCGUAACGGAAUUGGUGGACGAGCAAUGCACCCCAUGGGCAGCCACGGAUCGUGACUACACUUAUGACGAACUGUUGCAGCGUGUGUUUGAAAUCAUUCUGGACAAAAACCCGGAUAUGGCCGCUGGCAGGAAACCGAAGUUCGUCAUGCGUCCGCCGCAGGUUCUGCGUGUCGGUACCAAGAAGACGUCCUUCGCCAACUUUACGGAAAUCUGCAAAACCCUCCACAGACAGCCGAAGCAUUUGCUGGACUUUUUACUGGCGGAAUUGGGUACGAGUGGUUCGGUGGACGGUAACUCGCAGCUGAUCAUCAAGGGUCGCUUCCAGCCGAAACAGAUCGAGAACGUGCUUCGACGGUAUAUCAAGGAGUACGUGACGUGUCACACCUGCCGCUCGCCAGAAACCAUCCUCCAGAAGGACACCCGUCUGUUCUUCCUGCAGUGCGAAUCGUGCGGGUCGCGAUGCUCGGUGGCUAGUAUUAAGUCCGGUUUCCAGGCCGUUACCAGCAAACGUGCAGCGAUCCGUGCCAAAACGGCUUAAGCGCGCUGCUUGUGGUCAUCAAAAAAUUGUGUUCUAUUGUAUGCAAAAAUUGUUUGUUUUGUUUCCUUCAGCUAUUAUUCCGUGUUGCGUGGGAAAUUUGUUCCAGAAGUGGAAAGUUCUGCGGUGAAAAAUACUGUGUUUAUAAAUCCAUAAAACAGAAUAUACAAACACAUAGCAAGCAUAAUCUAUUAGACACAAGUUUGUAUGUUUAAUCAUAAUCUUUAUUCGAGUAGAAUCACCUUUUUACAAAACCUUCAACUGACUCAAUAAAACUGCACUUAUCUUGUAUAAUUGUAAA